UUUGACUUCGACCUGAACGGAGAUUAGACGGGCAGAUUCUCUCUCUCUCUCUCAUUGACGGGGACGGGGAGCAAGCAUGAGCGUCAGUUCAACACGGAGCAGCGAGGACAUCGACGAGCUGGAAGCUGUGAGCUGGUAUCAUUAUGAUUUGUCCCGGCAUGCAGCUGAAGCUCUUCUCCUUUCGAAUGGGGUGGAUGGGAAUUUUUUACUCAGAAACAGCAACAAGGGUGUUGACUGCUUCGCCUUGUCUGUACGAGCAAAGGAUUCAGUGAAACACUUUCAUGUUCGCCGGCAGUUUGGCAGAUAUUCCUUUGGCUUCAAUGAAUUUCCUUCCCUACAAGAUUUUUGCAGUCACCUAGCCAAUCAGCCCUUGCUAGGCAGCGAGACAGGAAAUCUGAUAGUGCUGCGGUUCCCAUAUCCACGGCAAGUGGAAGAGCCAUCGAUUUAUGAGACGGUGUGUGUGCAUACUGCCAUGCAGACUGGCCGACAUGAGAAUGACCUGGUGCCUAAUGCUCCAGCACUCGGAACUAAAGAAGGUUAUCUGGUUAAGCAAGGAGCAUUUGUCAAGAACUGGAAGCAGAGAUGGUUCACACUGAAUAGAUAUGAACUGAAAUAUUUCAAGGACAAAAUGUUUGUGGAGCCGAUUCGGACCCUGGACCUGACGGAGUGCUCUGCUGUCCAGUUUGAUUACAGUCAGGAGAGGGUCAACUGCUUCUGUCUGGUGUUUCCUGAGAGAACCUUUUAUUUGUGUGCAAAAUCCGGAGCCGAAGCAGAUGAAUGGAUUAAAAUACUACGAUGGAAACUGUCACAGGUAAAGAAAGGUAGAUGAUGUUCACCAAGAAGAAAAACUGGAGCAAAAUAAGAGUCAUGUUCAGUUGUGUUUGUGAUUACACAAGAUACAACAACUGCAUCUGAUGCCCUGUGAUCUCCAAUGGAGCAGUUAUAAAGAGUCUGGAAGCUGUGUUGGCAGUCUAACUGACAGAAGGUUUUUGUUUGUGUUUAUGGAUACUGAAUUUUUUUCUUCUUCUCCAACCCAAGAUAUAUUUGCAGCAUGAAGAUAAUUGUUCCUUUAAUAAGUGUCUGCUACCAAACAUAUCUACAUAAACCCUUAAUAUAUACAGUACAUCGGAAGUAACAAUGCUUUUAGAAUAAGACCUUAUAAUGAUGAUGCAUUUUUAAGCCAUACUGGAAGUGUCCAUCACUCUUGGUUUCACUGAAACAACAUCUGUAAGUAAAUCCAUAUAGAAUCUGCGCAGAAAUAUCUGCAGAUCCCAUCAAGUCUUUAUUUACUAGUGUAAAUGUGUGUAAAUAUAUAUUUAUUCAGUUUUUAUAUUCAUUUCAGCAGUAUGAUUGAAAAAUAUGCAAAUGUUUAAAUGUUUUGUCUAUAAUAGAGUUUGUUAAGUACGAUUUUCUGUCUUUUAGCAGCUAUAUUAUACUGUUAGAAGGACUUGCGUUUACCAAACAAGCGGAUCUAAUUGUAUUUGCAUUGUAAACAUUAAAUAAAAGCUAAAAAGUGA
Danio rerio (zebrafish) is the source of this 1517-nucleotide messenger RNA. It is a transcript of the gene dapp1, whose product is annotated as dual adaptor of phosphotyrosine and 3-phosphoinositides. The record is from RefSeq and is marked provisional. Gene Ontology annotation, cellular component: membrane; cytoplasm. Lineage: Eukaryota; Metazoa; Chordata; Actinopteri; Cypriniformes; Danionidae.